Molecule: messenger RNA, 2580 nt
Organism: Aspergillus brunneoviolaceus CBS 621.78
Lineage: Eukaryota; Fungi; Ascomycota; Eurotiomycetes; Eurotiales; Aspergillaceae
Gene: las21
Product: mannose-ethanolamine phosphotransferase LAS21
Exons: 7
Coding region: 1-2580 (859 amino acids)
Biological process (GO): GPI anchor biosynthetic process
Cellular component (GO): endoplasmic reticulum membrane
Source: RefSeq, a predicted model, not a curated record
AUGGCUGUUGUGUCAGGACUUUCGGCGAUACUGAUCGCCAAUAUACUGAUACCCCUAGCUAUCGCAAUCUUCUCAUCCGGAUUUUUCCCAUACAAGCCACUGGUUUCAGGGCUCGCAAAAUGCGAAGAUCCCGAGCAAUAUGUUAAGCCGCCCUUUGACAAGGUUAUCUUUAUGGUGGUCGAUGCUUUGCGAAGUGAUUUUGUGUAUUCGAACGCAUCAGGAUUUACAUUCACACAGAGUCUCAUUCGGUCAGGGGCUGCGCUUCCAUUCACUGCCCACGCCAGUUCUCCCACUGUCACCAUGCCCCGUCUCAAAGCUAUGACUACAGGGUCUACUCCGUCAUUUUUAGACGUUAUAUUUAACAUCGCGGAGUCAGAUACGUCAACAACACUAGCAUUUCAAGAUACUUGGCUUGCCCAACUGAGGGCAAGAGGUGACCGCCUCGUGAUGUAUGGUGAUGACACCUGGCUCAAGCUAUUUCCUGGCAUGUUUGACCGUUCAGAUGGCACUACUAGCUUCUAUGUCUCAGAUUUCACUGAGGUUGACCAUAAUGUGACUCGGCAUGUACCCAGUGAGCUCCUUCAAGACGACUGGUCUGCCUUCAUAAUGCAUUUCCUGGGCCUCGACCAUAUUGGGCAUAAAUUGGGCCCUCAGAGUUCACAUAUGCUCAGAAAGCAGCGUGAAAUGGACUCAGUGAUAGACGAGUUAUAUGCUAGCAUCGAGCGGGAAGGACACCUUCAAUCAACUCUCUUGGUACUGUGUGGUGAUCACGGAAUGAACGAUGCCGGUAAUCAUGGUGGCUCAUCUUCUGGUGAGACGUCACCGGCACUUCUAUUCAUAUCGCCAUUGUUCAAGACUAUGGGAGGGCCCCGCCAUCAAGCUCCGAUAGACAUUCCCGAUGACUUUCAAUGCUACAAAACCGUCGACCAAACAGAUAUCGUUCCGACCCUGGCAGGGCUUCUUGGUUUCCCCAUCCCGUUAAACAAUCUGGGCGUGUUUAUUCCGGACCUUCUGGGUGUGUGGCAUUCAUAUUCUCAAAGAACCAAAGUUUUGCUCGCGAACGCCAAGCAAUUGCUGAGGAGGUUGGAAUAUUCUUUCCCAGAUCACAAGAUCACAGUCGAUCAACUCCCGGGCAGAUGUACUACUGAGUUGCUAACCAGCAUUCACGAAGCCCAAUGUGCUUGGCUUCAGGUGAUGAGUCUUAUCGACAACUCUAUCAGUACUGAGGACCAAGACGAGCUUGAGCCUGCGCUCAACCGAUUUUUAUCAUCAGCUCAAGAAGUAUUAACCAAUGCUGCUAGUGAUUACAACCUCCGACAACUUCUCCUAGGCAUUGGUGCUAUGGCUCUCGCCGUCUUGCUGCUUCUUCCGGAUGCUUAUAAGCAGCUGUUCAUAUCGAUGCAUUCUGGGGCAUUCUUUGCUGGUCUCAUUGUGUCUUACGGUGGUAUGAUGUUUGCAAGCAGCUAUGUUGAGGAAGAACAUCAAUUCUGGAAUUGGAUUUUUUCAGCGUGGACAUUCCUUCUACAUGUGAAAGUUGCUUCGCGGAGGUCUUGUGCUUCUUCCGAGCAACUUCCCAUCAGCAAUGAUUCAUUCUCAAGCUCGAUGGCCCAGUAUGCUACGUUGGGAUUGUUCGCAACUCACCGUAUUCUUAGGCGCUGGAACCAAACCGGUCAGAAAUUCGCGGCCGAGCCAGACAUUGCACACGGGUUUCUUCCCACUCACCUAUACAUUCUCUGGCUGUUGGUGAUUGUCACAUAUGUGGAUAUAUGUGUUCACCUCUCUAACGGUUAUCACUCAUCCAAGCCGUGGCGUCUAAUUUGCAUCGCUGUGACAGCAACAGCUUUCCUUUUCAAGCUCGGAUCUGUGGUCUCGGAUUUCCCUGAGCUCCUUGGGACCACUCACAUAGGAACCUUAAAACAGGCCUUUAAUAAGGUCCCGCUUAUUCUCCUUUCACGAAUUGUCUUCGUAGGGUUGCUCCUCCUUAUCCUGGUCACAUUAUACAGCAGGAAGAAUACUUGUAAAAAGGGACCAGUCAAGUCAGGAAUGCACACCCGCGUUAUGCACGAAGCCCUCGCUCUCUUAUUGAUCACACAGUCUCGGACCACGAAUAUUCCACUGUUCUUAAUUUUCAGGUUGCAAGCAGUUACAUUUGCUUCAAUGAACCUCUCUGGCAUUGAAUUGACGAUCACAUCCCUCCUGAUGCAAUAUAUGACUUUCUUCGCAUUCGGUGGUUCGAAUGCCAUUUCUUCCGUCGACCUUUCCAAUGCUUACAAUGGUAUUGACCAUUACAGUGUUUUCUUGGUGGGUCUGCUGACUUUUGUUGGCAAUUGGGCUGGGCCAAUAUGGUGGGCCUCGGCUGCUCGACGCCUGCGGUAUAGACAAACCUGGAAGGGGAAAGAGGUCCAUAUGACUACUCUCACUUUCCAUAUAGCAACAUCAUCGCUAUGUGUCAUGAUCGCUUGUGCGACAUUGAGGGCGCAUCUUUUCAUUUGGACAGUCUUCUCCCCUAAAUAUCUUUAUAUGAUGGCAUGGGCUGUCAUGGGCCAUCUCGGUGUCAAUUUACUUGGGGAAUUUUCAUAA